Molecule: messenger RNA, 1404 nt
Organism: Necator americanus (New World hookworm)
Lineage: Eukaryota; Metazoa; Nematoda; Chromadorea; Rhabditida; Ancylostomatidae
Exons: 13
Coding region: 1-1404 (467 amino acids)
Biological process (GO): transmembrane transport
Molecular function (GO): transmembrane transporter activity
Source: RefSeq, a predicted model, not a curated record
AUGGAUACGCUUCAGGUAAAAAUCAUGGUCGAUCCGAUCUCUCGGCUGAUCUUCAGGUUACAGCCGCUAACUCGUCUGGUAGUCGUUCUCACGGGUGCCGUACUUAUUCAUCUCACCAUAGGCACAUAUCAUACUUUUGGAAAUAUGCUACCGUACAUGGCUUCAUACAUGAGAAAUUUCACCGACUCUUCUGUUCGAAUCGAGCAUUUUAUGUGGGUCCCAACGUUUCAAGGUUGCUUCCCGUUUUCUAUGGUUAUUGGUGGGACGUUGGCGCUUCACGUUGGGCCCCGUGCGGCCGCACUAAUUGGUUGCACUAUAGCAACAUCCGGUGUCGCACUUUCAUUUUGGACAAUAAAACACUCAUUCUUCGCUUUCUUUGUCACUUAUGGUCUUCUUUUUGGUCUCGGACAAGGAAUUGCCUACGUCAUCGCAGUGGCCACUGUAAUCAACUGGGCUCCGGAAAAGGUAGGAUUGGUGAGCGGAAUUGUUGCAGCUGGUUUCGGCAUCUCCUCCUCUGUUUUUGCUCCCAUUCAAACAAAACUCAUCAAUCCACUAAAUCUACCGUCGACGAGAGACGGAUAUUUCCUGGACAAAGAUCUGCUACUUAGAGUUCCUGAUGUGUUCUUGACGUUGGCUGGAGUCUAUGCAGUCAUGCAGCUUAUAGGACUCAUUGUUAUCUGCGAUCCUCCUGAAAAGACUCCGUCAUGCGAAUCGAUUGUCAGGCAGCGCUCAGUGUCACGUGAAUCGAAUUCUGACGACGAGUCUGACCUAUCUGAUGUCUUCGUCAAUGAUCGAGCACAAGAAACCUCAAUGCGGCCAGCAGAAAUUUUGGCUUCCUCCACUUUCUACUUUCUGUUCGCUGCUUUGUUUUGCUGCUCAUUUUACGCGAAUAUGUUCUACAAUCUCUACAAGACUUUCGCCGAAACAUUCAUCGAUGACGAUUUCUUUCUGGCGAGAGCAUUCGCCAUAGGGUCAACGGCUAAUGCUAUAGCACGUGUUGGAUGGGGUUAUCUUACCGAUCGCACGAGUUUUCAGACGGCUGUUUCAAUAGCUACCUGUCUGGCUUCAUCGCUUUUAUUUACAAUACCGUUGACUAAGGAACUAGGCCGUUAUGCCUUCCUUCUUUGGCUGGUCGGGAUUUUCAUCUGCAUGGGAGCUACGCAUGCGCUGUUUAUCACUGCUGCAGUGAAAUGUUUUGGAAAUCGUUACAAAGCCGCUAACUACGGAUUUCUCACCUUUUCAACGACGUGCAGCGGCAUCAUGUUGUCAAUUAUUUCCCAGUACUACCUGACAACAGUGGGGUAUACUUGGCUGUUCGUAAUCACUGCAGUGUUUCCGUUCAUAGCUUUCCUGGUGACAUCAUCGAUUCAUCACACACCGCAAGGAUCUCUUAUAUCAGGAUGA